Acanthosepion pharaonis is the source of this 2325-nucleotide messenger RNA. The record is from the annotation of a GenBank genome assembly. NCBI's taxonomy places the organism in Eukaryota, Metazoa, Mollusca, Cephalopoda, Sepiida, Sepiidae.
AUGGCGACAAAACGUGUAGCUGUGGUUACUGGAAGCAACAAAGGGAUUGGUUAUGGAAUUGUCCGCGUUCUGUCAAAAUCUUUUCAAGGGGACGUCUUGGCUACAGCUCGUAAUGUUGCACGAGGAGAAGCUGCAAUAGCUGAACUGAAGAAAGAAGGUCAUGAAGCCAAAUUCUAUCCACUGGACAUCACUGACCCAGAGAGUGUAGCCAAUCUGGCCAAAUAUCUUAAAAAGGAAUAUGGAGGUUUGGACAUUCUCGUCAACAAUGCUGGUAUUGCCUAUAAGAAUGCAUCAACAGCUCCUUUUACAGAGCAAGCAUCAGUCACCGUGAAAUGCAAUUUUCAUGGGACCUUGAAUGUAUGCAGACAACUCUUCCCAUUACUCAGGCCUCAUUCUAGGCCAUCGUGCAUACAUGACUCUAUGCCAGGCCAUCGUGCGUACGUGACUCUAUGCCAGGCCAUCGUGGCGUACGUGACUCUAUGCCAGGCCAUCGUGCGUCACGUGACUCUAUGCCAGGCCAUCGGCGCGUGCGAUCAUAUACCAGGCCACGUAAUGUUUCUAUGCCAGGCAAACAUACGUGACUCUAUCCCAGGCCAUCGUGCGUACAUGACUCUAUCCCAGGCCAGCGUGCGCCAGCACGCGUCACGUGACUCUAUCCCAGGCCACGUAUGUGACACUAUGCCAGGCCAAGCGGCGACGCGGGCUCUAUGCCAGGCCAGCGUGCGUGGUGACUCUAUCCCAGGCCACGAUGUGACUCUAUGCCAGGCAAACAUACAUGACUCUAUGCCAGGCCAGCAUGCGCACGUGACUCUAUGCCAGGCCAGCGUGCGUCGUGACUCUAUGCCAGGGCAACGUCGCGGCGUGACUCUAUGCCAGGGCAACGGCGCAAACCUACGUGACUCUAUCCCAGGCCAGCGUGCGUACGUGACUCUAUCCCAGGCCACGUAUGUGGCUCUAUGCCAGGCAAACAUACGUGACUCUAUGCCAGGCCAUCGUGAGUACGUGACUCUAUCCCAGGCCAUCGUGCGUACGCCAUUGUGCGUACGUGACUCUAUCCCAGGCCAUUGUGCGUACGUGACUCUAUCCCAGGCCAUUGUGACGCGACUAUCCCAGGCCAUUGUGCGCACGCGACUCUAUCCCAGGCCAUUGUCGAUGCGGACUCUAUCCCAGGCCAGCGUGCGUGACGCGACUCUAUCCCAGGCCACGUAUGUGACGCUAUGCCAGGCAAACAUACGGACUUGGCGCCACAGGCCAGCGUCGCGACGUGGACUCUAUGCCAGGCCAUCGUGCGUGAGUGACUCUGUCAGGCCAGCGUGCGUACGUGACUCUAUCCCAUGCCAACGCCACGUGGUGACACUAUGCCAGGCCAGCGUGCGUCGUGGCUCUAUGCCAGGCCAGCGUGCGCCAGCGUCGCGUCGCGUGACUCUAUGCCAGGGCAUCGCGGCGUCGCGUGACUCUAUGCCCAGGGCAUCGAUGCGGCGCGUGACUCUAUGCCAGGGCAGCAUCGCGCAAACCCUCACGACUCUAUCCCAGGCCAGCGUGCGUCGCGGACUAUCCCAGGCCCACGUGUGUGGCUCUGCCAGGCAAACAUACGUGACUCUAUGCCAGGCCAUCGUGAGUACGCGACUCCAUGCCAGGCCAUCGUCGCGUCACAGACUCUAUCCCAGGCCAUUGUGCGUCGCGCGACUCUAUCCCAGGCCAUUGUGCGAUGUGACUCUAUCCCAGGCCAUUGUGCGUACGCCAUCGUGCGUACGUGACUCUAUCCCAGGCCAUCGUGCGUACAUGACUCUAUCCCAGGCCAGCGUGCAUAAGGGACUCUAUGCCAGGCCAGCAUGCGUACGUGACUCUAUCCCAGGCCACGUAUGUGACACUAUGCCAGGCCAGCGUGCGUACGUGGCUCUAUGCCAGGCCAGCGUGCGUAAGGCAGCGUAUGUGACGGACUCCAUGCCAGGCCAUCGUCGUAAAAUGACUCCAUGCCAGGCCAUCGGCGUCGUGACUCUAUCCCAGGCCAGCGGCGUCACAGAUGUAGCAGAUGGUGUCCAUGAAUCAAAAGGUUGGCCAAGCACUGCCUAUGGCACUUCCAAAAUUGGUGUUUCCGUCAUGUCUUUUAUUCUACAACGGGAACUAGACCAGCAACACAAAGAAGAUAUUGUGGUGAAUGCAUGCUGCCCUGGCUAUGUGGACACAGACAUGACCAGUCAUAAAGGACCAAAAACUAUUGACCAAGGUGCAGACACACCUGCUUAUCUUGCCCUGUUGCCCCCAGAUGUUACUUCACCCCGCGGUGAGUACGUGACUGAGCGGAAAGUACAGACUUGGGUCUAA